Messenger RNA from Triticum turgidum subsp. durum (durum wheat), 1065 nucleotides. The record is from the annotation of a GenBank genome assembly. NCBI's taxonomy places the organism in Eukaryota, Viridiplantae, Streptophyta, Magnoliopsida, Poales, Poaceae.
AUGUUUCCUUUCUAUGAUUCCCCUAGCCCCAUGGACUUGCCCCUUUACCAACAGCUGCAGAUCAGCCCUCCCUCGCCAAAGGCGCCGGAUCACCAAUCCUUGCUCUACUACCAUUCCUCCCCUGCAUUUGCCGCCGACUCCUUCCACCACAGCUACCUCUGUGCCGGUGCCGCGACGCCCACGCCGCCCGCGGCCGAGAUCGACAACCAGUCGCCGCCGGAGCUGCUGCUGAUGGAUCAGGCUCCGGCGCCAAGGGCAGACGGUGUUGGAACCGCACAAGGCCUGCACGGCGGUGGAGGCCUCGACAGCGCGGCGGCCGCCGCGGCCAGGAAAGACCGGCACAGCAAGAUAUGCACCGCCGGCGGGAUGAGGGACCGGCGGAUGCGGCUCUCCCUCGACGUCGCCCGCAAGUUCUUCGCGCUCCAGGACAUGCUCGGCUUCGACAAGGCCAGCAAGACGGUGCAAUGGCUCCUCAAUACGUCAAAGGGCGCCAUCAGGGAGGUCAUGACUGACGAGGCGUCCUCCGACUGCGAGGAGGACGGCUCCAGCAGCCUCUCCGUCGUCGACGGCAAGCACAAGCCGCCAGGGACGGAGGCUGAAGGUGGUGAUCACGGCGAGGGGAAGAAGCAGGUGCCAAGGGCAGCCAGAAGGGCACCCGCCAAACCAAAGCCGCAAAGGAAAUUGGCCAGUGCGCACCCGAUCCCCGACAAGGAGUCGAGGACGAAGGCGCGGGAGAGGGCGAGGGAGCGGACUAGGGAAAAGAACCGGAUGCGAUGGGUGACGCUCGCGUCCACAAUUAACAUCGAGCCGGCAGCCACCGGCAUGGCGGCGGCGAGGGCGGACGAGUUCGUCACGAGGCCGAACAAUUUGAUCAGUCGCUCCUCGUCCAUGAACACAGCAAGAGCUGAAUUGGAGGAGGGGUGCUCGUCGUCCAUGCCGAGCGAAGCGAUCAUGGCUGGCUUCGGCAAUGGAGGAUACGGAAGCAGCGGUAACUACUACCAGUAUCAGCUGGAGCAGCAAUGGGAGCUCGGUGGAGUGGUGUUUCCCAACUCCCAGCCCUACUGA